Molecule: messenger RNA, 1307 nt
Organism: Alosa alosa (allis shad)
Lineage: Eukaryota; Metazoa; Chordata; Actinopteri; Clupeiformes; Clupeidae
Gene: pecr
Product: peroxisomal trans-2-enoyl-CoA reductase
Exons: 8
Coding region: 35-931 (298 amino acids)
Biological process (GO): phytol metabolic process
Cellular component (GO): peroxisome
Molecular function (GO): trans-2-enoyl-CoA reductase (NADPH) activity
Source: RefSeq, a predicted model, not a curated record
UUAUGUCUAUGGAUACACUCACUGCUAGACUAACAUGGCGGCGUCUAGUGUUUUCAAAGCUGGACUUUUCAAUCACAAAGUCGCUAUUGUGACAGGAGGUGGAACGGGUAUUGGGAAAGCUAUAACGUCUGAAUUACUAGAGUUGGGCUGCAGUGUAGUUAUAUCUUCACGCAAAUUGGAGCGACUGCAUGCCGCUGUUCAGGAACUGGCACAGAAGAUUCCGUCAUCCAGUCCGGCAAAAGUUACCCCGGUACAAUGCAACAUUCGUAAUGAGCAAGAGGUUCAAAACAUGGUGGCUUCAGUCCUGAAGCUUCAUGGAAAGAUUGAUUUCUUGGUUAAUAAUGGUGGUGGACAGUUUUCUAGCCCUGUUGCCAAUAUGACUGCUAAGGGUUGGAAGGCAGUGAUUGACACAAAUCUCAAUGGGACAUUCCUUUGCUGUAAAGAAGUCUACAGUGCAUGGAUGAAGGAUCAUGGAGGUGUAAUCGUCAACAUUAUUGCUGACAUGUGGAAAGGAUUUCCUGGCAUGGCGCACACAGGAGCUGCUCGGGCAGCAGUGGACAACCUGACUAAAACCCUGGCCAUAGAGUGGGCUGCCAACGGGGUCAGGGUCAACUCUGUUGCUCCGGGGACCAUUAUCUCCAAAACGGCAGUGGAAAACUACAAAGACUUUGGCCCAACAUUGUUCAAAAUGUCCAUACCUUUCAGCCCAGCCAAAAGAUUAGGAGUCCCAGAGGAGAUUUCACCAGCUGUGUGCUUCCUUCUGUCCCCGGCUGCCUCAUAUAUUUCAGGGGAGACCCUGAAAGUCGAUGCUGGACAAAGCCUCUACCACUCAAUGUGGGAAAUUCCAGACCACAAUUCUUGGCCAGAGGCCCCUGAGGGCGAAAACACAGACACCCUGAGAGAGAUUAUGGGUCUCAAAUCCAAACUUUGACCAGACCAUAAGGACUCCAGGAAGCUUGAACCAGACUCCACCAUGCAGGGAAAGCAUGGGAACAGUGCCUUGAUCUUGAUGAACUGACCAUAUAAUACACCCUGCCAUAGGGGUACAGCAAAUGUGCCUUUCACAAGCCAUGAAUUGAUUUGGACAUUAAACCUGAAUAUGAUGGACUGAUGAGGGAAAGGUUGUUUUGGUAAUGCAAAUUGCAAGGACAGGAGGUAGGGUGACUUAAACUGUUAAUCUACAGUUUGCUCUCAUUUAAAGCACAAUUUAUGUAAUUUUUUUGAGUGUAAAUAUUUCUGAAAUUAUACCAAUGAAUCUCCAUGUUACGCCCUCGUUUUAAUAUGUGAAUAAAAAAUAGUUGACUCUU